AUGGCCAAAUCCGACCACACCGAGCACCUUGCCCUGCCUCACCAAGACGAGAGGAGACGCACUUCGGUCGUUGAUACUCCUGCAUUUGCUGAGCACGGCCCCUUGGUCGACCACAAGGUCCCCCAGGCCGACGUUGUGCAACAGGAACCAGAUUUGGCCUGGAGUCGAAUUCGACAUUACCUCAGAGAGCCGUUCUCAGAGUUCUUUGGAGUCUUCAUUCUCAUCUUGUUUGGUGAUGGUGUCGUUGCACAGGUAGUUCUGAGCAAUGGUGAAAAGGGUGACUACCAAUCUAUCUCUUGGGGAUGGGGUCUUGGUGUUAUGCUUGGUGUUUAUUGCAGUGGCAUUUCCGGAGCCCAUCUGAACCCUGCGGUGACACUCGCCAACUGCAUCUUCCGCAAAUUCCCAUGGCGAAAAUUCCCUGGCUACAUGCUCGCUCAAGUUUUGGGCGCCAUGGCUGCCUCGGCGAUCGUCUAUGCCAACUACAAGUCAGCAAUUGAUGUGUUCGAAGGUGGGGCGGGUAUUCGAACGGUCGGCCUCGAAACUUCCACUGCUGGCAUCUUCUGCACCUACCCUGCUCCAUUCAUGACCAAGACUGGUCAAUUCUUCUCCGAAUUCAUCGCCAGUACCCUCUUGAUGUUCCUUAUCUACGCUUUGAAGGAUGACGGAAACAUCGGUGCCGGCCCACUCACCCCUCUAUGCCUGUUCUUUGUCAUUUUUGGCAUCGGUGCUUGUUUUGGUUGGGAAACUGGCUAUGCGAUCAAUCUUGCCCGUGAUUUCGGACCAAGAUUGGUAUCAUAUAUGAUCGGCUACGGUCAUGAGGUAUGGUCUGCAGGAGGUUACUACUUCUGGGUGCCUAUGGUAUCACCAUUCUGUGGCUGCGUUUUUGGCGGAUGGCUGUAUGACACCUUCCUGUUCACUGGAGAGUCACCAAUCAACACACCAUAUAUGGGCCUGCAGCGUCUAGUUCAGCCCAAGCGAUCAGUGUGGUCGAACACUUAUGCUGACAGCAACGUGUGA
Messenger RNA from Exophiala aquamarina CBS 119918, 1017 nucleotides. RefSeq names its product aquaglyceroporin like protein, other eukaryote. The coding region runs from base 1 to 1017 and encodes 338 amino acids. The record is from RefSeq and is a predicted model, not a curated record. Gene Ontology annotation, cellular component: plasma membrane. Gene Ontology annotation, biological process: water transport; glycerol transmembrane transport. Gene Ontology annotation, molecular function: glycerol channel activity; water channel activity. The transcript is spliced from 3 exons. Lineage: Eukaryota; Fungi; Ascomycota; Eurotiomycetes; Chaetothyriales; Herpotrichiellaceae.